AUGACAAUCAUGGGAAAGAUAUUGUUGACACUGUUAUUAUUGUCAUCAAUUUUCUCAAUAGCUUCAUCAAGAACAAGAAGAUCUUCCAGCAACAACAUAGAUUGGUGGUGCAACCAAACCCCACACCCCGAGCCAUGCAAAUAUUACAUGAAACAAAGCCACUACCAUCACACGCUUAAACACAAAUCCGAAUUCCGUGCAUAUCUAAUUCACUUGGCCUUGGAGAGAGCACUCGUCAUGCAAAAUCAAGCACGUGAUUUCGGGCAAAAACGCGUCACCAAGAAGCAGAAACAUGUAUACCGCGAUUGUUUGAAGCUGUAUGAGAACACUGUGUUUCAUCUAAAUCGUACCCUCCAAGGCCUACACGUUAAGAGGAGCUGUUCCCCGUUUGAUGCACAAACGUGGCUUAGCACUGCUCGCACAAACCUCGAAACCUGUCUAAACGGAGCGUUAGAACUUGGCGUUCGAGAUUUCAUCGCUUCAACUUGCACUGAGAGAAGCAACGUGACGGAGAUCAUAAGCAAUAGCUUAUUCGUGAACUGGGCUUUCCUGAAACACGAAACGUUUCAUUACACAGAAGAUAGGGAAGGUGAGUUUCCGAGUUGGUUUUCUGUUCAUGAGAGGAAGCUCUUGCAGUCUUCUUCAAUAAGGGCACAUCUUGUGGUAGCCAAAGAUGGUUCUGGCCAUUUCAAAAGUGUUCAAGCUGCUAUUAAUGCGGCAUCGAGAAGAAGGUUGAAGACGAGGUUCAUUAUCCACGUAAAGAGAGGAGUUUAUAGGGAGAACAUUGAAGUUGACAAGACCAACGACAAUAUCAUGUUGGUUGGUGAUGGCAUGAGAUAUACCAUAAUAACAAGUGCCAGGAGCGUUCAAGAUGGCUUUACCACCUACAGUUCCGCUACAGCAGGAAUCGAUGGUCUUCACUUCAUUGCACGUGACAUUACCUUCAGAAACACGGCCGGUUCUCUUAAGGGUCAAGCAGUGGCACUUCGAUCAGCCUCUGACCUCUCCGUUUUUUACCGUUGUGCCAUCGAGGGCUACCAAGACACACUCAUGGUUCAUGCACAGCGACAAUUUUACAGAGGAUGUUACAUCUAUGGCACCGUUGACUUCAUCUUUGGUAACGCAGCUGUUGUUUUUCAAAACUGUGUGAUUCUCGUUAGAAGGCCUUUGAAUGGCCAAGCAAACAUGAUCACGGCCCAAGGUAGAGAUGACCCAUUUCAAAACACUGGAAUUUCAAUCCACAAUUCUCAAAUAAGGGCUGCCCCAGAUCUCAAGCCCGUUGUUGCCAACUUCAACACCUUUUUGGGCCGCCCAUGGCAACGUUACUCAAGAGUUGUGGUCAUGAAAUCGUUCUUGGAUAGCUUGGUGAGCCCAAUGGGCUGGUCUCCUUGGGGGGAUACUUCUUUUGCUCUCAACACGCUCUAUUAUGGAGAGUAUAAGAACUUUGGGCCUGGUUCAUCCACAAGAAACAGGGUCCGUUGGGCCGGUUUUCAUUCUAUAACCAGCCCAGCCGAGGCCUCACAGUUCACCGUUGGUACCCUCCUUGCUGGACGCACAUGGUUGCCUGCAACUGGUGUGCCUUUCACUUCGGGCCUUUAA
This is a messenger RNA of Abrus precatorius (Indian licorice), 1599 nucleotides long. Its product is annotated as probable pectinesterase/pectinesterase inhibitor 33. The transcript is spliced from 2 exons. Gene Ontology annotation, biological process: cell wall modification. Gene Ontology annotation, molecular function: pectinesterase inhibitor activity; pectinesterase activity. The coding region runs from base 1 to 1599 and encodes 532 amino acids. The record is from RefSeq and is a predicted model, not a curated record. NCBI's taxonomy places the organism in Eukaryota, Viridiplantae, Streptophyta, Magnoliopsida, Fabales, Fabaceae.